AUGCCGACGUUAUGGGCUCCAUCGUCCCGGUUACUAGGUUUGUUUUAUGAACUCUACCACCCCUUUCGUUGGGUGUGGUCCACUUCGCAGGUGCAGUUACCGUUUUUUACGCCUCGGGUUGACAGUUUCGCUGACCUCGACGCCUACUCGGCUCGAGAUCCCAUCUCCCCGUUCAGACACGUCACGAUCGUAGACCCAGCCUGA
Molecule: messenger RNA, 204 nt
Organism: Protopolystoma xenopodis
Lineage: Eukaryota; Metazoa; Platyhelminthes; Monogenea; Polystomatidea; Polystomatidae
Source: the annotation of a GenBank genome assembly